AAAACAAAAUGGAGGCGUAUAAUAUUUUUGUUUGGCAUAGAAUAUAAAAAAUCCGUAUCCGUGUGUGCAAGAAACGCCGUAAACAAACGCCGUAAAAGCGGUCAAGACGAAGCGUGCUCGCGGUCAUUGGCAAGGAAUCAGGAUCCGCUGCAAGGGAGCCGAUUGUCGCCAUAUCGUUGGAAAGGCCAAAAACCCGGAGGAGUUCCGAAUUUGCCACUUCUUUUUAGUUGGUUCCCCCCGGGAAACCGCUAAUUGGAUUGGACUGGAAAGAGUGAGAGGGAGGGAGUGGGAGAGGGAGAGGGAGAGAGAUAGGUGGACCCAGAGAGGACGCCGCGAUGGCCACCACCCAGCAAUAUUCGCUGCGGUGGAACAACUACCUGCGCCACCUCACUUACUCCUUGGACAACCACCGGCUGAACGACGACUUCGUGGAUGUCAGCCUCUGCGUGGACGGGCGAAGGAUCAAGGCCCACAAGGUCGUCCUCUCGUCUUGCUCGUCGUACUUCAAGGAGAUCUUCAAGGAGAACCCCCAUCCGCACCCAGUCAUUAUCUUUAAGUUCAUCAAGUUUGAAGAUCUCAACUCGAUCAUCGAGUUCAUGUACCAGGGCGAAGUCAAUGUGCAGCAGGAGGCGUUGCAGUCGUUUCUGCAGACCGCCGAACUACUGGCCGUCCAGGGACUCACCGCCGAGGAGAAGGAGAAGCCACAGCUCCCAGUGGCGCCGCUGAUCAGCGAGCACAAGCUGAUCAAGACCAUACCGAGCACCAUUCGAGCGGUCAACGAGCAGCAGCAGCAGGUGGCCAAUGUGGCCCAGGCGCAGACCGCCACGCAAACCAUCGAAAUACCCACGGCCACGUUGCUGCAGGCAACCACCGCCAGCCAGGUGCAAUCGCAGGUUGUUGCUGCCGCCGCAGCAGCGGCACAGCAACUGCAGGUCCAACAACAGCAGCAGCAUCACCAUGUACAAACCACCCAGAUCCAGCACAUCCAAGUGCAAUCUGCACCGCCCCCGCAGCAGCAACAACAGCAGCAGCAACAGCAGCAAUCCCAGCAGCAACAGACGACGCCCGUGCAGACGCAACACCUAACCAUCACCAAUGCGGUGGCCCUGCCGGCGGCCAGUUCGGUCAAGAAACGCAAGUUAACCUUCUCCGACGACGACGACAACAUCUACACCACCGAAACAGUUGACUAUGCCGUUAAGGAUGAGCAGACCAUAGUGAAAACUGCCGAGAUGACUUUCCUGCGCGGCGCUGUCAAGAUGGACAUACCUGACUACAUUGUGGGCGAGGUGGAUGACCGUCUGUCGGAUGGAGCCACGCCACAAACGUCGCAGGACGCCACCACCGGAGCAGCCCAGAAUGUGGCCCAGUAUUCAUCCGAGUACGAGAUACUCACCGAGUCCGAAAUGGAAGAGAAGUACCAGGCGGAUGCGGACAACGCCGAAAUAGCCAUUGAAAUGACCCGAUUGCUAAGCAACGCCAGCGGGACGGCGGGUGCGAAUUCCGGCCAGGUGAUGGAGGAUGCGGGUGGCGGCGGCGCGUCGACGGGUCCCUCGACUACGGUGUCUGUGACGCCGGUCAAACAAUCGGACAACAAGGCCAGCGGGACGAAUGAUUCGCCCAAUAAUAAGUGGACAGAAUGUCAGUUUUGCAAAAUGGUUAUAACCACGGUUAAUCUUUGGAGACAUAUUCGCACCCAACACACCCCACAACCGCCGCGCAAGUGCGACCUGUGCAAUAAGAAUUUCAAGAACAAGUACAGCCUGCGGGAGCACAUACGCAUCUCCCACGAGCAGAAGGUGUCCAUCAAGACGGAGAACUGAUGCGUGUUCAUUAGCCUCGGCCGUUUAAAGGCCGGAUCGAAGGGACACAUGGAUAACGCAGAGAGAUAUAGUUAAUUACGUCCAGCUUAGCGAGAAGCCAACCAACCAACCAGCCAGCCAACCAACCCAUUCCCCCGUGUUCCCAUUCAGGGCCCCCAAAAACUAGCCAAAAUUGUCAACUCAAAUGCAAAGCAGAAACAAUUACGGAGAGUUAUACUUAGCGUACAUUGGGCGUCCAAAUAGCCCUCGAUGUUUACCUUACCCCUUAUAUAGUUCUAUAUAUAUAACCCUAGAAUAGCGUCUAAGUCAAAUCAGUCAGUCAGUCGGAGAGUGGAGCUGGUAAUCCCGUCGUUGACCAAGCCAUUUCAUGUGUCCACGUAAUUUGUACAUGUACCACUUGUAUUUUUAGUCCACCACUUGCUUUAGAUACUUCCCUAUUAUAGAGAUGGCAAAGUACAAGCCCUUAAAAUUCAUUGACACAUUAUGUAUAUAUUCACAAAUUCACACACCCGAAAACACAAGAAUCUUUAAAGAUUGAAGGGCACAUAGGGUGCUUAAUAGCUCAGAUAGAGUGAUACCAUAAAAAAAAAGAACAGAUUUCAAGGAAUCAAGUUGAUUCUAUAAUAUUUAAGUUAAAUGUUAGCCAUCAAAUUAUCACUUUAUUUUAGCUCUUAAACAGCCAAAAUAGUUUUGGUGCCCAAAAUGUAUUACUUUCUUAAAACUCUGAAAUCAUUCAGUUUUGUAUAUAGAGCUAGGCGACUUAACAUACUUAUAGACACCCCCUAAACCUAUGCUUAAAUAUCUAGAGAUUUCUGUGGCAGCGCCAGAAGAGAUUCUUUGCCUAAUUUAAAUCCCGAUCAAGCUCUGUACUUUGCUCAGAUAAAAGAAAUACCCCCUUGUGUACAAAUUUAAAUACGAUAAUGAUAAAAAAAAAUCCAAUUACCCAGCGCGCUUUUUGGCCAUCUGUGUUCAGCAUUAGAGCGUUGGCAGUUAAUUGUAAAUUAGCUAAAUUAGUUUUAGUUUAGUUUAAGCCCCACAAAUUCGAUCAGACAUAGUUUAGUUUUUUUGGUAUAAAACUUAGUUGAGUAGCCCACACGAGCCAAGUGAAAACGGAAGUCAUAGCGUGUACGCUAGGAUUAGGUAAAAGUAUUUUCCAAAAACAAAAAACAAAAAAAUAACAAAACAAAACCUGUAGAAAUCCUCUCUAAGACAAACUCAAACCCCAUACACGGAUACAUACUAAAGAUAAUCUAGUUAAAUGAAACAACUCAUACGUAUUACUUAUCGAUCCACAUAUUGAUCUAUGUAAACACAUAUAGUUAAUGUUAUAUCUCUAUAUGCCCAAUGUUUCGUAUUGUAUCAGUUUCGCCCUCGGCCGUAAUAGAAGACAAACGCCCACCCACCCAUUAUAAUCCCCAUUUUUGCUUAGGAUCUCAGAGAAAGGAGAAUUUAUCAACGAAAAGAUUGGAUUACGGCCGGAGUGGGAUUACUGAUCAGUUCGGGCACUUGGGCAUCACAUAGUCCGGAUGGUCCAGCCUCUCAGACUAUAGCGAUAGUUAUCGGAGAUUCCAAUUCCACCCCAAAAACACUAAACCUAAGCAAUGUGUAUGUAGAUUGAUUUAUACACAUCAACGAAAUGAAACUAAAUUAAUCAAUUUAAUUCGUUUUGCUAGAUACAGAAAAAAGAAAGAGACAGCUACAAAGAGAGCGAAAGAGAGAGGAAGAAAAAAAAAUAAAAGAAUACAUGUAAACCAUUCAAAUGUUUCCCUUAUUUCUUAGUGGGUGUUAUUGAAAAAUUGGGUUUUAGUCUUGUUUAAAA
Messenger RNA from Drosophila rhopaloa, 3642 nucleotides. Its product is annotated as modifier of mdg4. Gene Ontology annotation, biological process: regulation of transcription by RNA polymerase II. The record is from RefSeq and is a predicted model, not a curated record. Gene Ontology annotation, molecular function: protein binding. The coding region runs from base 336 to 1823 and encodes 495 amino acids. NCBI's taxonomy places the organism in Eukaryota, Metazoa, Arthropoda, Insecta, Diptera, Drosophilidae. The transcript has 5 exons. Gene Ontology annotation, cellular component: nucleus.